Molecule: messenger RNA, 1646 nt
Organism: Oryzias latipes (Japanese medaka)
Lineage: Eukaryota; Metazoa; Chordata; Actinopteri; Beloniformes; Adrianichthyidae
Product: E3 SUMO-protein ligase ZBED1-like
Molecular function (GO): protein dimerization activity
Source: RefSeq, a predicted model, not a curated record
AUGAAUUUCCAUUUAAUUAUAGUACAUCCUCCAUGAUGCGACAUCUCCGCUCCGUUCAUCAUGUUGAAACUCCGCAGUCGGCAAAUCAAGCCUUCAAUCCACCUUGUAUUGUGUCAAGAAAGCAAGAACUUGAUUCUGCAUUGGUGGAUAUGAUUGUAAUGGAUGCACAACCAUUUUCAAUUGUUGAAGACAAAGGCUUCAAGGCUUUUGUCAACCUUUUGGACCCAUCCUACAUAAUUCCUAAUAGGAAGGCCUUGAGGACAAUGGUGGAGGAGAAGUACAAAGCCAAAAAGGAGAAGGCUUUAGAUGUGGUUAGCAGGGCCUCUGCUGUCAGCCUUACAGCAGACAUGUGGACAUCCAUUAACAUGGACGCUUACUUGGCUGUAACAAGCCAUUUUAUCACCGAGGAGGUGGAGCUGGCCUCUGUGGUCUUGGGGGUUCUGAAGUUUCCCCAAACCCACACUGCAGCUCACUUGGCUGAGGCCAAAAAUCUUCUCAUGGAAGAAUGGGGAAUUAAAGGGAAGGUGACAGGCCUGGUUACAGACUGUGCUCCCAACAUGGUUGCAUGUGCUAAUAUAUUACUGCUUCGGCACAUAAUGUGUUUUGCACAUAUGCUUAAUUUGGUGGUGAAAAAGUCCCUUGCCCAAACCCCUGAACUAGAGGAUAUCCGAAGUGAGGGGCGUAGGAUUGUCUGUCUUUUUAAAUCCAGCACCACAGCGAAGGAGAAGCUGUCAGAGAUGCAGCGACAGCUGGCCAGGCCAGAGCACAAAUUAAUACAAGAGGUGGAAACAAGAUGGAACAGCACAUUUAAUAUGUUGGAAAGGCUGUUUAAGGAGAGAGAGCCACUGGGGGCAGCUCUGGCCACCCUCCAUACAGACCUUCCUCCAUUCACCUCAGAGGACUACCAGGCCAUACACCACUGCUUGAGCGUUCUUUCACCGUUUCAAGAGGCUACAGUUGAGCUUUCGACAGAAAAACGAGUGUCAGCAACCAAAGUCAUUCCCAUGGUCAAAAUGCUGAAACAUUACAUCUCAAGCAGGUGUGGUCAGAUCACACACCCACUUGGUGAAAAACUGGCCACUAACUUGAAGAACAAUCUCCAUGAGAGGUUUUCAGCUCUGGAAAAGGUCACUGCUCUGUCAAUGGCAACCUUGUUGGACCCAAGGUUUAAAGAGCUGGGGUUCUGCAGCCAAGGCUCUGCCCACACGGCCAUAGAGCGACUCACUAAAGAGUGUGCUGCAACAAUGCAGGCGCUACUUCCAGAGGCACAGCCACAGUCGCCACCUAGAGAAGGUCCUUCAAGUCAGCAGGAAGAUGGUGGUCUCUGGGCCCUGCUGGACAGGCAUGUGGGGGUUCAACAGCAGGUGACCAGCACAACUGCCAGUGCAACAGUGGAGGUUCAGAGGUACUUAAAGGAACCUCACAUCCCAAGGACUCAGGACCCACUGAGAUACUGGGUUACCCACAAGGUUUUAUACCCACAUCUCUACAAGCUGGCAAUGAAGUUUUUAUGCACACCAGCUUCAUCUGUGCCUUGUGAGAGGAUCUUCUCCAAGGCUGGCGAAAUCGUCAGCCAAAGACGAAACAGGCUGAAGCCCAGCACAGUGGAGAAAAUUCUGUUUUUAAAUAAAAAUCUAUAACAUGUA